Penicillium riverlandense is the source of this 1824-nucleotide messenger RNA. RefSeq lists its product as uncharacterized. The transcript has a single exon. The record is from RefSeq and is a predicted model, not a curated record. The coding region runs from base 1 to 1824 and encodes 607 amino acids. Lineage: Eukaryota; Fungi; Ascomycota; Eurotiomycetes; Eurotiales; Aspergillaceae.
AUGCCGUAUGCACCAGGCACCGAGGCUUCCAUUGUCCGCAUCGCAGGUGCUGGAUUUCGACUCUCCCUGCUCCUCAACGCGGCCGCCUGUCAGCUUGCACAGUCCCGCAUCGAUAUCCACAGCAUCGCAAAGGGAAUCUCGCUCUUUGCGCUGACCCUCAAGCAUGUGGGACAGACGCUGGAGGCCACGGAUCUGGAUCGGUCCCCCGAGGCCACCGAGAAGGCUUGGGAGAUCGCCGGCCAGGGCCAGAUGGUUUUUAUCGAAAUCGAACAUAUGCUGGACAAACUGAAAGGAACCGACGCGAAUGACGACCUCCAGAAGAUUCCAGUCCAAGAGCGUCUCAGAUGGUGCUUUCCGAAACAGCACGUCACCUAUCUGUUGGCCCAGCUGGAGUCUCUGAAACUUAGUCUCAUAGUGGUGCUCCGAGUCUUGCAGCUGGGCAGUCUGAUCAAGUCCAGCGCGGACAACCCUCCCUCAUCUCUGACCGUGGACGAUGCGAUUGCCCAGGAAAAGGCAGAAACACAAAACAUGAUCAUCGUGCGGUACUGGUCGGUCAAACGUCUGGAUCGUUUGUGGGAUAUGGUGGAACAGGAGGCGAUGGAGGCCGCCAACGACGAGACCAACCAGAUGAUCAGCUCCAAUUAUUCGGCACCGAACACCGCCGCGGCGUUGAAGCCGCUGGUCGCCGCGACGAAAGGUUCUGAACUGACCCGCCUCCCCGCGGUGACCUUUGGGAAUAGCGACGUGGGACUGAGUGACAUUGAACGAUCGCCCAAGGACAUGGUUCACUUGUCCGAGAGCGCGAUGAACCAACUGCUGUCGGUCUGGGUGCCUUCACUGGACUCUACUUUACUGCGGGAUGCCGGCAAGCCGGCCUGCAGGGAUGGAAAUUCUGGCCAGCCUCGGGUCUAUGUCUCAUCUGACAGCGAGAAUGACUCGAAAGACCUCGAUUUCGACGGCCCUGAAGUGCGAGGAUACUAUCUGGAAGGCAAAACAGUGGACUGGCGCCAGCCGCAAUCCCAAGAAGCUCGUCAUCAUGCAGCCCAGAUGCGCAGGCGGUAUUCCAGCUACCAGGCCCAGGUCGAAAGUGAUUCGGACGACGACAACGCACGGCUACGAACCAACGCUCGAAACAAUAAGACAGCAAGUGGCUCCAGCGACGAGAACGAACAGAGAGCUGCUGAACCGCAUCGACCCUCGCUCAGUGUCCCCACGAACGGCGGUAGUCGCGCCCACUCCAGCAGCAUGCCAUCCAGAUAUUCUCCCACAUCGACGACCAGACAACCAGCCCCAUACUCAAGCAACAGCUUCUUGCAACCGACCACGGUUCCCCACCAGCCGCCUCCCCAGUACUCCCCGGGACCUCCUCCUCUCCAGCAACCAUACAGACACUACCCGAACCAAGACUAUUCCAACACCCCACGCUCCAUCCCCAUAACACAGCCCAACCAAUACAACCAACCACCACCCCCAGCCACAAUGCCCAAUACCUCACCACGAGGCACACCCCCUGGACCAGGCGAGCAGCCCUGGGGCCGACAACCAGUCUACAACAGCAACAACCCCCACCAACCCCGCCACUACGCCUCCGCAUACCCGCUCUCGACCUCAUCCCCCGAGUCAGGCUGGGCAGGACCCCCUCGUCCACCGCAGCCGUCUCCCUCGCAUUCCCACCGUCGAACAACGCGUGACGACACCAAAGAGACCAGAGAGCGCGAGCGCGAGCGGCACAAGAAUCUGACGCGCAAUGCUACGAGGGGGUUGGCUGGUGUCGGUGCGAUUGCGGGCUUUAUGGAUGCGUUGGAAGCAUUUGAUAUUCUGUGA